Molecule: messenger RNA, 13364 nt
Organism: Ruditapes philippinarum (Manila clam)
Lineage: Eukaryota; Metazoa; Mollusca; Bivalvia; Venerida; Veneridae
Exons: 23
Coding region: 302-13072 (4256 amino acids)
Molecular function (GO): ATP hydrolysis activity; 5'-3' DNA helicase activity
Source: RefSeq, a predicted model, not a curated record
ACAACCAGAGGUAAAAAUUGAAAGAGAAAGUGUAUGUGAAGUCUACUGCAAAUGUAUGAAGUGCAAAUACAUAAAGUUGUAUCUCCAGAUAAACAUUUUUUUUGUCAAGAGAGAUUAGAUUAUUGUAUUUAUUUGCCAUGCUUGAUUUUUUUUUGUUGACACAAACAUUUUAUUAAAUGGAAGCAUGUUCGGAUGCUCGUCUACAGUGGUGUGGUUUAAGCUUUAGGUCAAGCAAGUAAUGGCUUACUGAUUAGAAGAAGGUACUAUACCCUUGUCUAUAGAUUUUCAAGGGGACGCAGAAAUGGCUUACAAAUACAAUCCUGCUAGAGGUCACAGAUACACAGAGGAUCAGCCAGUGUAUGAUGAUGGUGAGCAAGCAGAUUAUACAGAACAACAGCAUGCUUACAAUGCAGAAAGACAAUUGUACAAUGAUGAUGUUUAUGAAGAUACUUACCAAGAAGAAAGUACUGACUAUAGUUUUCAAGAGUGUAGAGUGAGAGAGAGACAUGAUCCUUACAGUAUGCGAAACAGCUAUGAAACUGGCAGUAGAAAGUCAGAAACUGAUUAUACGAAGAAUGUACAAGGACAUAGGAGUGAUAUUGAUGUCAGUGGAAAAUUUGGAAGUCAUACAAAAUAUAAUAGAGAUAGAACAACUUCUGUUGAUGAUGAUUACAUUCAUCAUGAUGUGUAUAGACGUGUCCCUGGUGAAAAAAAUGCUGAUGGUGGCAGGCGAUAUUAUAUGGAUACUGGUGAGACAUAUGCAAGAAGACGCGGUAUUAGAGGAGUUCAUAGGAAAAAUGAGUAUGCCCAGGACAACAAUGUCACUGAACACGGACACAACCAUUCUGAUCCCUCUAGUAUACAAUUUCCAAAAAGUUUUAAAAGUCAUAGUGUGAAAUAUGAACAUGGUAAAGGACGUGAUGUAUUAAUGGACAAAAGUGCUCAUAUGUUUGACCAGGAACAAGGUACAGAAACACAUGCUAGGGAAUAUAAAUAUGGUCAUGAACAUAAUUUAACAGAACAAGGCAGAGGAUUUAAGCUAGGUCAAAAACAUGAUGUUAUGACGCAUGACAGGGGGUAUAAACAUGGUCAUUGGAGGAAAACCUCUCACGUAGAUCAUGUUAAGGGAAGAGGCACAAAGACCAGACCAUCUGCUACUUCGCAACAUUUAACUGAGAAUGAUUCUUUUUGUGAUUACAAAAAUUAUGAAAAGAAAAGGCAGCAUAAAACAUUGUUACCAUAUAAAAAAAUUGAAACCAGCAAGGACACCAUUGUGCAAGGUCAUAGUCAUAAACUUAUGUCUUCUUUCAAACAAAGAAAGAGUCUACUUAGCACUCCAGAUAUAGAGCCUAAUAUUACAGAGGGCCUUCUUCCAGUUCCAGUUGAUUCUGACAUAAGUGAUGAUGUACAACCAUUAGCAGAUACUGUACAUGUUUAUUCUAUAAGAGACACUCUUCGCUAUUCAACUGGGCUUCUUCCAACUCCUCCUGAUAUUCAUUCAACACAUGUUUCGACAGGACUUCUACCUACCCCAACAGCCAGUCCAGAAGAAGUUGAAAAUAUUCCUUCUCAUGGUCUCCUUCCAACACCAACAAGCAAACUUUUAUUACAUUCUAACCCUUCAGCAACAGUUGAUAAGGAUGUAAUUAGAAAAGUUUAUCCUUCGCAAGGUCUAUUACCUACACCCACAGCUUCAAUCCCUACUCAUCCACUCAUGGAAAGAGACACAUUUGUUUCUGUGUAUGAUGAUAAUGAGACAGAUUUUUCUACAGAUCACGAUGUUGAUUCUUCAUUGAAUAGUAUACAGAUGCCUGUAAAACAGCCUGAGAGUGGAAGUAAUGAAACUGAAAGUGUUACAGACACACAAUCAGUCAGUGAUGCAGAGAUUCAGCAGUUACAAAAUAUCAUUAUUCAAACACAAUUAACAAAAACACUUGAGGGUAUGCAAAAAACUAUGGAAAUUUUGCAACAAAAAAUUCAACCCAAGAAACAUGUACAAGGUGAUUUGAAUGAGAAACAUCUUGGAAAUGUAGUAUUAGAUAAAGAAUUAGAACUUCAGAAUAGUAAAGUAGUUCAAGAUAGUGAUGUUAUUGUUGAAAGAUUGUCUGAUAAUCCUUCAAACGUUUUAAAUGAAACUGACCAUGAAUGUGUUGAGAAAAUAGAAGAAAUUCCUGAUAAUAGUGAAAGUGAGAUGAAAAGAACAGAGACAGAAUCUGAAAUUGAUGAAAAUUUUAAGAGUCCAGUAAAUUCCAAAGUAGUAUGUGAAGGAAAAAUAGAACGGUCAAAAAAUGUAACAAAGGAAUCUAAAGAAGAAAUAAGCCAUAAAAGAAAGCAGAAGGCCUCACAGCAGACUGGAGAGUACAGAACUUACAGAGAAUGGAGACUUGCAAAGGAAAGAAUGAAUAGGUACUUUUACAAUCAGAGUUUGGAAAAUGAGGCUAAUAAUCAGAGAAAGCUAGAAAGUGGUGAAAGUCAUUCAAAAAGCAAUAACAUGAGUAACACUCUAAACAAGGUCAGUGAAUCUGAAAAUGUAAAUAAAUGUGAUGAAAAUAGUGGCACAGGAGAUAACAAGCUAUAUCAUGAUACUGAUGAUAGCAAUAAAAUUGGUAAAGUUAAUUCUAGAGAAAUAAGUGAAAAAUUAUCUCCAGAUGCUUGCACUGAAUUGAGUCACCAUGAAAGUACACAUUUGGAUAAAUCUGAUACACAAAUAGUGCAUGAACAAUUAAAGGUAAGAAAGCCAGAUGAAAAUGUGCUUGGAAAACUAAUUAACAAAAAGUUGGAUAUAAAAUCACGGAGCAAAACAAUGAUUGAUAGCGAGAAAGUGAAACAAAAGAAUGCAAAUGGGGACAAAGACAAACAAAUGAAUGAAAAUGAUAAGUUUAGGUAUAAGGCAAAUGACUUGAGCAGAAGAAGGAAUAGUUCAGACAGUUUGUCAAGUCAUCAUUCAAAGGAUAGGUCAACUCAUAGGCAUGAUAGAUCAAAGUCUAGAGACCAAGAUUCUGAUAAAUCAGACAAACAUAAACACACUAAAAGUUAUCAUAGUGGACAUAGCGACAAACAUAAAAAAUCAGAUAAUCAUCAUAAAAAAUCUCAAAAAGACAAUCAUUAUGAUAAACACAGUUCUAGUUCUAAAGACAAUAAAUAUAGUUCUAGUUCUAAAGACAAUAAAUAUAGUUCUAAGGAUAGUAAAUAUAAGUCUAAUGACAAUAAAUAUAGUUCUAGAGACAGAAAAUACAGUUCUAGUUCUAAAGAUAGUAAACACAGUUCUAGUUCUAAGGAGAGUAAAUACAGUUCAAGUUCCAAAGAUAAACAUCAAUCAAGUUUUAGAAGUGAACAUAGAUCCAGUCAUGAAGAUUCUAAUCCUGGUAGAUACCAUUUUAGCCCGGAUAAUGAUAAAAAGGAUGUCAAUGAAAAUAGAAAUUUACAAAGUCAGCAGAAAUUGGAGAUUAACGAACAUAAACAUAAAGACAAAUCCAAAGAGCAUAGAUUUGAAAAUGAUUCUAAAAUGAAUUUAUUUGAAAAAAUGGCACUGGAAAAUGAAAAAACAACAGAAAAUAAAAAUGAUACCAAUGUUAAAAUUAAUUUGUUUAAAAAACUAGCAAUGGAGAAUGAAAAGCCUAUUGAAAAUAAAGUUAAUACCCAUUCUAGAGUUAAUUUGUUUGAAAAAUUGGAACAAGAAGAUGAAAUUAUAGAUGUGGUAGGUGGAAUUUCCAGUGAUGAGGAUAACAAAAACUUGAAAAAUGAUAAUAACUUUGAAUAUCCGGUGAAAACUAAAGAGAGAUUAAAUGAUGAAAAGUAUAUGAAAACAGCUUAUGUUAAGCUUUAUGAUAUUCAUAGAAGUAAAGUGAAAGAAUUCAAGAAAAAGAAAAAUAUACCAAUAAAAUCCAGGGAAAAUAUAUUUGAUCAAAUGAGUGAUGAAAUUUCCUCUGGUUAUAAUUCUCCAAUAUCCUCAAGUUUGAAAGCAUGUAAGGAGGGUGCCAUAACAAAAUCUACAAAAAAUAACAGGAUAAAGUCUACAGAGAACAGAGAAACUGUAAAACGCCUCAUUCUUAUCUCUGAAGAUAGCUCUUCUGAUGUAGAUCCGUUUGCCAAAAUGAGUAUGUUUUUGAAUAAAGACAAGAAGAAAACUAUUCAAACGAAUUUUGUGAAGAAAUCAAAACAACUGAAACAGUUUUUGGUUACAGAUGACAAUACAUCAGAUUGUGUAGAAACGCCAGGAUAUGAAUCAAGUUCUACUGAACAAAAAUCCACCUGCAAGCAUGGUAAACAGAAAAAAGAAUUUGUAAAAUUCUUGAAAAGAGUGAAUAAGUCUCUGUACUGGAAAGAUAUUAAAUUAAUUCUUCCUAGAGUUGCUUUGAAAAGGUUAGAUGAUAAGGAUAUCAAGAUGUUGAAGACUAAAUUGAAAAGAAAAUAUGAACCUGAGAUUAUGGAAAAAGAAAAUGAUAGUAAUUUGCAAGAUAAAAAUGAUAGUAAUUUGCAAGAUAAGAAAUCUACAGAAAAUUCAAAAACCAUUGCUGAAAAUAAAAACAACAAAGCAUUCAGAAGAAUCAUUCCUAUUACUUGCUCUUCUACUGAACAAAGUGAGUCCUCUGACUUGGAAAGGAUAAUUUCACCAAAAGAGAGAAGACCUAUUAUAGAAGAGAGUGAUGACGAUUUUGAAGGAUCUCUUGGGUCAGAAGACUCAGUUUGUUUUGAUAUCAGUGAUUUAUCUGAUAAAGAGGAUAAUUCAAUGGUACAAAACCUACAUGAUGAAGCAAGCAGGGUUGAUUAUGACUUACAUGUUGAUCCAGAAUCUACUGUAGUUAAAGAAAAUUUUUCGCCGGAACAUGAUACAAAAUUAGAGACUCCUGUUGAGACUGAAAAAAUUCAAUCUGUUGACAGGACAGAUGAAGAUGAUGCAGUUAAAAAUAAACCUGUCACUGAAACUCUGCAAGAAAAUGAUAAGUCAGAUGAAAAGUUUGAAAGUGAAACAAUCAAGCAAGGUGGUUAUAAAAUGACAUGUUCAGAGAGUGCAGGUAAACACCUUAGAAGAAGAAAUCAUAGCGAUAGUAGCUCCGAUUCAAGUGAAGAUGAAAACCCUCGUGAAAAUAAAUCUGCUAAAAAGUACCAGAAAAUGCAAUCAUUAAUAACAGAUGAAAAAAGGUCUGGUGGUAAACCUCAUUCAAAUAAUGAUAAUACCUUUAACAAAAACACAAGUCCAAAAGAUUCUGUUCUAUCACAUGCUAAGCAAUUGUUUAAAAAAAGUAAACAGAUUAAGAGAUCUUCAUCGAUCAUGCAGUUGGAUGGUAAUGCAGAUCUCAUUGCUGGCCCUCCUGACGAAUCCUCAGGUGAAGAAGGUGAUGUAGAGGAUAACAUAAUAAAUCUUGACUCUGAUGAAGAAUGUUCUGCAUCACAAGACCUUUUUGCUGAUUUACCUAAAAGACUUGUGCAGAUGUCUCAAAACUUCAAACAAAUAAUUAGGUCAGCAACUACUGCUAAUCCUGUUACUUUAACAGAAGAGGAUGAAGUAACUCAAACUGAUGAUGUUAGUGGCAAUCAAGGGAACAAUAAUGACUCUCCUGCAUCAUCUGACCAAACACAAGAACCAGGGGAGGAAAAUACUGAAAAUGUUGAAGGUAAAGAAGAGCUUGUAAUAAAAGACGAACCAGACUGGCUUAAGUGCUACACACAGGAACCAGACACAAUAUUUCUAAGUGAUGAUGAUGAUGAAAUGAUUAUGUCUGUAUCCCAGCCUGUAAUUCUGGUAUCGGAUGAUGAUACUCAAGAUCCUUGUGCAGAUGAUAAACUAGAUAUUUGUACAGAUGAUAAACUAGAUAUUAGGGUGAAGCAGGAGAAACAGGAACCAGGUUGUUUUGGAUCACAGGAAACAUCAUUUGAGUAUACGUUUGAGGACUAUUCUAGUGCUGAAGAUUGGUCUGAUAAUGGAAGUGACUUUGAACCUGAAAAUAUGUUCCAAAGUUUACAAAAGCAGACAAUCACUAAUACACAUAUGGUAAGUCCUGAUCAUAGCUUGAGUGAUGUUAGUCUAAUAUCUGAACAGAGAACACCUAAGCCAAGGACUUUGCAAUGUUCAAAAGACAGUGCAAAUGAAAAAGAUGGAUUUGAGUCUAGUGAUGGGCCUGUAUUGUCAGUGAAAGAAGAUGAGCUUGUCCUUGACACUUAUGUGGCUGAUGCUCAUAUUUCAAGAGAUAAGAACAAACAGCUUUUUAAAACUGAAACUGAAGACAAUAAUUCUGAGAAUAUGAAAUCAGAUCGCAAUUUAGAUGAAGACUUCGGUUCUAGUGAUGACAAUCUUUUAUCAGAAAGUGCUUUCCAUUUAGAAAAUCAAUAUCAGAAAACUUUAGCCUCAAGAAAAGAAGUUGUGUCUCACAGUGAAGAUAAUGAGACUUCAGAAGACGAAAGUGUAAAUAAAAAAAGGAAUCCAUAUAUGGAAGAAACACAGGUGGAUCCAAACAUAACAGAUGAAAAUACAAGCAACAGUGUUAGUAUUUUUGAAUUGCAUUCACUAAAAUUUUCAGAUAUUUCAGAUAGUGAUAGUAAGCCAGUCAGUGAAGAGACAAAUAUUAUUAAACGUAAUGAAUCCAGUAACGAAAGAAAUUAUGAUUACGAGACUUUAUCAGAUGAUAGUGACUUUAUGAUUAUUGACCCUCCAAAAGAUGCUUAUGAAGUUAAUACCCAAGUUGAAACAUUUUUAAAACAAAGUGAUGGUAACAAAUAUGAUGAUAAAGAUAUGGAAGCAAUAUUUGGAGAGCAAACACAAGUAAAUGAGACCGAUAUUGAUACAGAUGAUACUGAGGACAAAACAGACAAAGAUAAUGUUAAUGAUUUAUACUUGGUUCAAACACAAGCAGAUGAACCAGAAUUUUCUUCAGUUAGUGGCAAUGUUUCCCAAAAAGGUCCUGGAAGUAAAAAACUCCCCUUACAGAAGCCAAGGCAAAGUGCAGAGAAUGAGUUAUAUGAGAUUCAAACACAAGUCAAUGAUCUAGAACGUAGUGAUGCAUCAAACAGGGUGCAGUUUGAUGAAGCCUCACAAGAAGAUCUAUCUGAUGAAUCAUUUUCUGGUGAAGAUCCUCAGCUUAAGUCAUAUAUUCCACUAAAGCAGCAAGAUAAUAACUUGAGAAAUAAAAGAUUAAGACAGAAUCUUGGUAUUGAAUAUGAAGAAUUUAGUGAUGAUAAUAUUGCUUACCAUGCAAAUACAGAAUCCAUUUCUUCUCCAGAUAAUCAGGAUUCUGAUGAUUCUUACAUAUUAACUCAGGUUGAUAGAGCACCAAGAAAAAAACAAAUUGAAAUAGCUAUGUCAGAUACCUCUAUUACUAAUGAUGCUUACUUCAAGGCUACUCAAGUUGAUUUUGAGAUGGUAAAGGAAGUAGAAAAAGAGAAGAUAGAUGACCAAGAUGUGUAUGAUAUGGCCACCCAGGUUGAUUCUGCUGAUUCCGCAGACUGUCAAGAAAGCUGUGAUAGCAGUAUAAUUAUUAUAUCUGAAAUAGAUGAUGAGAAUCAGUCAUCAGACAAUGAUGCCUAUCUACAAGCUACUCAGGCUUAUAUGGACGACAAAAAUGGUGAACAAAGUAAUGAAGGGAAUAUUUUCAACAUGGCAACACAGAUUGAUGAUUGUAUAAAAUUGAGCAGUGAUGAAAGUAGUAUUGAAAGUGUCAGUCUUUUAAAUGAAAGAAAAGAUAAAAAUUUGAAGAAAGUAAAAAAACAAGAAUCCUCUUCUGGUGAUGAUUUUUAUCAAUCAAUCAAUCAAGACUCUAUUGAAAAUAAAAACGAACAAGAUAGUAAUGAAACACAAGAAGAAGAUGACUUCUACAAUAUGGCAACCCAAAAAGAUGCAAGUAAUAUGAAAAUGAGUAUUAAGAAAAGAAAAAAAGGUAUUGUAACUAUACCAGAAAGUAAGGAAAAAUCUGUUUGUGAUAUGAAAGAUUGGAAUGCUUCUGUUGAUGAUGAUGUAUACAUGGCAGCCACACAGGCUUUUGAUAAGGAUCAAAGUGAACCAACUGAAGAAGAAGAUGUCUUCAAUAUGGCAACACAAAAAGAUGUGUUUAAAAUGACAGGCAUUAAAAAGAAGACAAGCAUUAUGAAGAAUAAGGAUAACAAUUCAAGUAAAGAUACAAAGAAAAGUAAAGAACUAUGUGAUAUUGUGGCACAAAAAGAGGUAAAUAAAUUGUCAAAAAGUGAUAUGAACAAAGUAUUUAUAAAGGAUUUAAGUACUGUGACUACUGAAGGUGAUGAUGAUGCCUUUUUACAAGAUACCCAAGCUUAUGUGGAUGAUGUAACUGAACACCAAGGAUUGGAUGUAGACGAUAUUUAUAACAUGGAAACGCAGAUUGAUGUAAGUGACACUGAAAAUAACAAUGAAAAUAUAGAUGAUAUUUGUAUUUUAUCCAAAAGCACUGAGAAAGAUUCAAGUGAAGUAACACAGAAGGAUACUGAUGUUGAUUAUGAUGUUUAUCAGGCAGCUACUCAGGCUUAUGGUGAAGAUAUAAAUGAAGAUGAAAAUGAACAAUCAGAAGAAGAAGAUGUUUUCAGUAUUGCAACACAGAAAGAUGUUUUUAAAUUUUCAAGUGAUGAAAGUGAUGAACAUGAAAAGUAUCCAGUAAAUGAAGUAAAGCAAAUAGACAAACUGUUAGAAAAUAAUAAGUAUAAACAAUUCACAAUAGAUUUUGAUGAUGACAAUGAUGAGGCAUAUUAUAUGGAGACCCAAUGUGAUGAACUUCCUGAUAUUUUACAAUCAAAUGAUGAAGAGGACUUGAAUCUAUUAACAGAAUCUACAGAAGAUGAAGUUAAUGCUUUAUCUGAUCAAAGUAAACCAACUUCUAACAAAGUAAAUGAUAUUGGUAAAAAGACUGUCUUAGGGACCAAAAGUAUAUUAAAAAGACCAUAUGCUGAAACUACAGGAAAGAAUGUCAAAUUUGAUGCCCAGUUUGAAAGCAGUGUAGCUAAGAAACCAAGAUUUAUUUUACCAGAAAGAAAAACAGUUACAAUAGAACCACAAAAACUGAAAACCACAGCAGAGAAAAGAGUUUCUGGUAUAUUUAGUACAUUUAAAUCAAAGCAUUCGCAAAAUUUAGGUAGCAGUAAUGCAGGCAUAGAAAUGUUGGAUGCUACAAAAUCUGACAUGUGGCUAUCAAAAAAGAUUCCAUCAAAACAUUUAGGUAAGAAAGGAGCAAAGAAUGAGACUGUUAAGAAAAGAAAGAGAAAGGAAGAUGAAGGAUUCUCACUACAGGCAAAAAUGAUGGCUGCUAGAUCACAGUUAAAGGAGCGUGCAAUGUACAAUGCCACUCACCCAGAUUCCAUAAAAAGAGUAAAGAUGGGACCGACAGCAACAGUCACCUCAUCGGAGCUGGAAGAUGUUACCUUACCAACAGAAAGUCAAAUUAUUGACCAAGGUUUACCAUUGUUGAAUUCAACAGGUUUGCUAUUGAAGGGAAAGGUAUCUACUCCACACUCUACCACUGAUAAACAGAUGGAGUCUACAAAUACAACAACAUCUAUGUUGUUUAUAUCAACAUCGACUGUAUCAACAUCAAUUACUACUGCUGUACCAACUAGUGUCCAAUCUACCUCUGUAACUUCUAUUCUACACGCCUCAAUUUCUAGUGCUGAAAGUACCUCAAAAAACUUAAAUAACUCCAAAGAAAAUGAUAAACAUUUAAGUACAACACAGUCAGAAAGCAUUGUACAAAGAGGUAGGAGUGCUAGUGGCGAUGUAAGACUUGCUGAACAAUCAUCAGUCAGUAAAGCUGACACAUAUCAUAAAGCUAAGAAGACAGAAAGCACUACUAACAAAUCAAGUUCUCAUUCCAAAUCAGACAAACACAGUAAUAGGAAUGAAGAUGGAAAAAGUUUAAGUUCUAAGGUAGACAAAGAAAAUGUUAGUAAAAGUAAGACUGAUAACAGAGUGUCAAAGGAUAGAGAAAAGAGAAGUACUCGUGAGAGGAGUAAAAGUGGAGAUUCCAGGAAAGAAAGAGAAAAUAAAGAUAAACACAGAAGAGCUGAAAGAGAUAAUGAUAAAUAUAAACAAAAGAGUGGUGAAAGUAAGAAGGAAAAGAAUAGAAGUGCUGACAUAAAGAAACAUGAUAAUAAAAAGGAAACAAUGAAAGAAAGGCACAGCAGUGGGAAUAAACAUGAGAAACAAAAGUACUCCAAUUCUAAACAUUCUGCAGAUCAAAAUGAUCCAAAAUAUAAAGGGAAGGAAAAUGACUCUAAAUCUGAAUCAGAUGUUAACAGAGAUAUUCCAAAUAGAAAUAUAGCUCCAGUUUUAUCAGGUUUAAGUGAAAUAGGAGAAAAGACAACUGUGGUAUGUUCUUCUAUAGUAUCUACAGGGUUAUCAUCAAUAGUAUCUACCUCUUUAUCAACAGUUAUAAGCUCAUCUUUAGUUACUAGUUUGACUUCUACAUCAUAUAAAGGGGCCAUACCAGUGAUCUCAGGAAACACCACACAAAAUGCGAUAAAUGUAUCUACAUCUUGUACAGGGACAAUUCCAGUGAUCUCAGGGACUACUACACAAAAUGUGGUAAACUUACCUACAUCAGUGACAAGUGGAACUUCUGUAUGUCGGAGUACAAGUAGACCGGUUCCUACAGUAAGAACUCAUAUAGAAUCAUCUGUACUACUUCAGAAACAGAGCAGUCAUCCACCAGUAACAUGUUCCAGUAUAAAUGAACCACCAACAAUUGUAGCACCAAGCAGGCAGCCAUUACAGCCUCUUCUCAACGAUAAUAUAUACAACACAUUUAACAAUGUUUCAACUCUAAAAUGGGACAACUUUUUGAGAGUGAUAUUGAAGUGGUCACCAAAUUGGUUUGAGGAAAGAGAGAAGAUGGAGCAGUUGGACAGACGUGUUCCCCCUCCUGAUGUAACCAAUGAUCUGUGUGGUCAUGGCAACCAUAUGUUGUUCCCUCUUAUAGGAAAAUAUGUGUCGUUCAAGGAAUACAGCGAGAAAUUUAUGCUGCCUUUAUUACUCCAUGAAACAUGGGAAAGUUGUUACAGUACAUGGAGAGAGAGAAAGAAUAGAAGAAAACUUGUUGAACAUAAGAUGAUGUUCAGUCACCAGGCUCCAGGUGGAGACAAACUCAUUGUCUAUACUCUACUUGGAUUGAUCUCGGAGCGUGAUAUAGGUAACAAUGUUACAGAAGGAGAUUUAGUUAAACUAACAAUCAAUGGUGAUAUGAAGAUGGACAAUCAGAACAAAAGAAACUUGGAUUACACAAUGUCGGGUUAUGUUGAUAACGUUAAAUACAGGGAUUUCUCCGUAGACAGGAUAUGUGCCCACUACAAGGAGAUGGGUGAAAUAAGGAAGGGAUUAAGGAACUGUAUAUCAGUGAAAGUAAAUGUGAGAGUUAGAAGCAGGUCCUUCAUUCCCAGUGACAAGGUCAUAGUUCAUUUACAGUCAAUAAGUACCAUUAUGAACACAUGGCGACAGUUUACAGGAUUGUCUUGUAUUCCUAGAAGUCCAUUAUGUCGAGAUCUUCUCUACCCUACAGCUAAUAUGACAUACUGUGAUAAAGCACCUGCCAGUGUUCAAGGUGCACAGGAUAAGUAUAAUGAGAGUCAAUCAAAGGCUAUAAAUACAGCAGGUAGAAUUGUGAUGUUACCAAAGGAACUACCUAGAAUCUGUCUGUUACAGGGACCGCCAGGGACCGGUAAAUCACACACCAUAGUGGGUAUCAUCAAACAUAUUGUUAAAGUAAUGAGAGGAAAAUGUCGGAUCUGUCUGACGGCACCUUCUAAUGCAGCUGUAGAUGAACUCUUAAGGCGACUUAUUAAAUACAACAGAAAUAUAGAUAAAAAUGAUCAGAUAAAAUUGGUGAGGUUAGGGAAGAAGUCUAGUGUACAUGAAGAUAUACACUCACUUUGUCUAGAUAAUUUGGUGGAGAAGAAUUUACGUCAAGCUCAGAAAGAAGAACUUCUGAAACAAUUACCAAUGAGCUUGCAGGAAGAGAGAAAAACUCUACAGAAUAAAAUUAUUGCUGUUACUAGAACUAUAGAAACUGCUAAAGAUCAGUACCAGAGACAGAAACAUAGAUCUGAUUUAAAGAAGUUAGAAAAACAGAAAGAAGUCCUUGAGAGCAAAUAUGUCUUGCCAAAGGCGUACAUAGACAAGCAACAGGAGAGACAGGCACAGUGUAAUUUACUACUGAAAGCUCAUGUCAUUGCGGGCACAUUGAGUAAAAUAGGUGGUGGAGAAUUAAGGUCGGCAUUCCAGAAUAUGACAGGUCCAGGCUUUGAUGUUGUUAUUGUUGAUGAGGCAACACAAGCUAUAGAGUUAGAGACAUUGAUUCCCCUACAAUAUGGUGUAACCAAACUAAUCCUGGUGGGUGAUCCAGAACAACUUCCUCCAACAGUUCUCUCACAGAAAGCAACAGAGAACCAGUUCAACAUGUCAUUGUUUGAGAGAUUGGAUGGACAUUUUAAAGGACAGAGUAUAAAUCCUGUCAUCUUAUUAAACAGACAGUAUAGAAUGGACCCGGAAAUUGCUGCUUUCCCCAACAACUAUAUCUAUGAGGGGAAAAUAACAAAUGACAAAUGUGUUGAGAACAGAAGUCAACUACCACUGGUUCCCUAUUUGUUGUUUAAUGUUUCUGAAGGCAGGGAACUCUUCUCACAGGGAACCAGAUCUAUGAGUAAUCCACUAGAGGCAAUAUUUACUGCAGAACUUUGUAAAUUCAUCAUAACCAACUCCUCUGUCAUUGAAAAGGUCAUUGGUAUAAUAGCACCUUAUGCUAAACAGAAGUCAGAAAUAGUCAAAGAGUUAGAGAAAAGACAUCUCAAUAAUAUUGAAGUAUCCACAGUGGAUGGUUUUCAAGGGAGAGAAAAACAUGUGAUAAUUAUGUCCUGUGUUCGUGCCAAUCAGUCUGGUACUAUAGGGUUUGUUGGUGACAGGAAGAGGAUGAAUGUUUCACUAACUCGGGCAAAAUAUGCCAUGUAUUUAGUCGGCCGUUUUGAGUCAUUAGAGGUGAGUGAUGAAUGGAAGGCACUUUUAGCUGAUGCUAGACACAGGAGAAAGAUUAUAAAUGUUGAUCAAUUCUCCAUGCAAGAUGCCAUUAAACAAAUAUUUAGAAAUCUUUGAAAACGAUAUACAAAAAUAUCAAAAUAGCAAAACAGCGUAAUGACAAAUUGUUCAGCGAUAUUUUUAUUAGAAGUAGAUAAUAGAUAAUACUUGAUAUAGACAUUAUACAUAUAGUGCUUAAAACAAUGUUCAGAUUAUAAAACAUACAGGAUCGACUUGUGUGGAUAUAUCAGUAUAUGACCAGUUUUAAAGCAGAUCUAAGAAAUUCAACUAGACUCUUGGAAAAUUGGAGGAAUUUAGCACAGAAAUAGGAAAUAAGCACAAGAAAUUUACAGAGCUGAAGCCAGCUUAU